UGACAGUGUUUGUUUAGAAAGUAGCCAUCGCGUGAUUUUUGUCUUUUGCAGCUUGGGAUUUUAAUCAUUUUAUAAGCAAAAUAAUUGAGUAAAAUCAUUCAAUUUCGUGGUUUGAGUAGGAAAUGGCCUGUGCGGUUCCCACCUGCCAGCUAACGGCAGCCGAGUGCGGAGAUGAUCUACGUCCGUUCCCGCCGAGGCGGCGCCUAGCGGAACGUUGGCUACAAGCGAUUCAAGUAGGAUGCGGUGUAGCGGCACAGGAGGACAUCAUACCCGGUGGCAUUAGCAAUGCGGCGCGCCUCAAACGAAUGCUGAUUUGUGCCGACCAUUUCGUUGAUCGUGAAGGGGUUCCGGCGGGCGAUUACCAGGAGCCGACACUUUUUUGCGAUAGCUCAGGAAACUCCAUCGAGGUGGCAAGUUGUCUUCUGUGCCUGCAGUUCCACGUAACAUCCGGUAUGGUCAACAAAAUGAAAUAUCGUAACGAAUCUUUUGUGCUCAACGAUUAUCAGGACGUGUUGGAGGACAACGAGCUGAAUUUUGAGCUUAUUUGUUCGGAAUGUGUAGCACGGAUCGACAUCUGUAACUCAAUUAAAAAGUUUUUCGAUGAAAAGAUGUUCCGGGAAUAUCCGCGAUUGCAAAAAAUUUGCUCAACAGAGGGAGCAUUCCGAAACGAUUACCAUGAUGAGGUGUCUUUCGAUCAUUCCUAUGAAAAACUUAACCGUUUGAAUAAGAAAAUGAAACUUGACAAAGUUAGGGACGAUAAAGAAUCAUAUUCUCGGAACAAUCUUAAGACUCUACAGGAAAUUAAGUGCCACAUUUGUGACACUAUUUUCAAGAAUCAAAACGAUUUAUUAGAACAUUUGAACGAAAUACAUUCUAAAGGCAGUGAUUUCAAUUGUGAAGAAUGCAACCAAAGUUUCGAGAAGGUUACAUGGUACAAUCAACACCUACGACUACAUGCGGCCAAUGAUCGUCCAUACAAGUGUAAGAAAUGCUCGAUGGGAUUCUAUGUCUGGAAGCAUCUGAAAGAGCAUCAACAGGUUCACAUCAACGAAUCUCCAAAUACGUCGAGAGAUUCAGUUAACGAUGAGUCGCAAUGCAGUGCUUGUGACCUGAAAUUCAAAAACGACGACGCUAUGAGACGUCACAAGCAAAUGCACCACUCGAAAGAGUACCAACGGGAGAAACAACUUCGAACCUGCGGCCAAUGUGGUAAAGUGUUCGAUACCUAUCUGGAAUGCAUAGUUCACAAGAAAUCUGAGCAUCAAUUGUCGAAGACGGCUAAAUCGGCCAACCAAGGGUACCGUUGCCGUUUGUGCAAGGCACGAUUUGUGGGCCCUUUGAAGCUCGAUAGACACAUUAAAACCAAGCACCCAAAGGCGAAAUAUCCCUAUAUCAAAUGUCCCAAGUGCGAACAAAAGUUUUUCACCGAAUACGACGUUAGAGUUCAUCUCAAAACCAAAAAGCACGCUAAAAAUCGGGAGGUCGUUGUCGAAGACGAGUUAAACGGAAGUGUUUCUAACGAAGUCACAGAAGCCCCCUCACCAAAUGGUGAAAAAAUUCGCCGAAGCAAACCCACAUUUAUGCUAGAGAGCUACAACAAAGACGUAUCAUUUACGAAGGAAUGCAUCAUCGAAUUGGUAGAAAAGGAGCCCUUGUUAAUUAAAAUUCGCCAAAAGCUGACCUCACAGGACCCCGAUGUUGAGAUCACAAAAACCGAGAAGACUUUGCUCUGUCGAACGAUCUGCAAGGUCUUUUUCCAGGAAGCGCUCUACAACGAUAUGAAAAUUACUUUGCAACACAAAAUGAAACUGGCCCAGGUAAUCGUGGAAGCGUACGAAUGUUUACAAUCUGAUGAUCCAGACAAGCCACCUGAGGCCGAUUUCUUUUGGGAAUGUGGUGGAAAAAAAACUGGGGACCAUUCGGGAUUUAUUCACAACUGGGCACGCAACAGCCAGAGGAACGCCGUCGUGGCCGGCAUUCGAACAAAGCAAUUCGAGCGACCAAAAAAGAACAAAAAGACUCCCGAAGACAUAUUCGCGAACGAGACCCGUUCAAGCGAACCGACGCUAGACGAGGUAGAUGAUUUCGAUAGCUUCAUUAUGUGAACGGAUGUGAAGGCCUCUCAAACUUAAUUUUCGGGUUGACAUCCAUUUGUUUGUAUUUGAGAAAAUAUGGUAGUUCAUAUGGUGAAAAGUCAAUAAAAGCCAAUUAGAUUUUUA
Uranotaenia lowii is the source of this 2219-nucleotide messenger RNA. Its product is annotated as zinc finger protein 287-like. Lineage: Eukaryota; Metazoa; Arthropoda; Insecta; Diptera; Culicidae. The transcript has 6 exons. The record is from RefSeq and is a predicted model, not a curated record. Bases 123 to 2105 code for a protein of 660 amino acids.